ACCCUAAAGGAGCCAAAGACAAGGCCAUCAAAGCCUAUGUGAUUCUGGACGAUCAGAGCAAUCGUUCACUAGUCAGUCCAGAGUUCUUUAAAUUGUUCAACAUUGAGAGUGAGCGGUUCCCAUACUACCUCAAAACUUGCUCAGGCAACAUGGAAACCCAAGGAAGGAAGGCAGAAGGCAUCCAGAUCGAGUCCCUGGAUGGUAAAGUCGUCAUCUGUCUCCCUCCGCUCUUAGAGUGCAAUGAAAUCAUGAAUAACCGCGCUGGGAUCCCGACACCAAGUGCGGUGCUACACCAGCCGCAUCUCCACCACAUCGCCAAACACAUCCCAGAACUGGAUCCGAAAGCGGAAAUACUCCUGCUAUUAGGAAGAGAUGUUAUCCAGGUACACAAGGUUAGGCAGCAGAUCAAUGGACCACUCAACGCCCCCUUCGCGCAACAUCUGGAUCUGGGCUGGGUGGUGAUAGGAGAGGUGUGUCUCGGUGACGUACACAAACCGAUGGUUAACACACUCAAGACCAAUGUGCUAGAGAGUGGCCGCCAUUCAAUCUUUCAACCCUGCCCGAGUGUCCCGUGCAUCAAGGAAGCACAACAAGGCGUUAACAAGCGCGAGGCAAGCGACGAGUCGCUGGGCCAGUCAGUCUUCGCUCUAACGAAGUAUGACAACAAACUUGCACAAUCAGCUCAAGAUACCAUUUCUUUAAAAACCAAAGACACCAAGGUCUUCAGAGAUGAAGCAAAUAAUGGGGUUGCCCCAUUGCCAAUCAGAGAACCACGCCAGCGCUCACCAGAUAACAAAGAGCAGGCAGUCAAACGGUUCACGUCCUUACGGAAAACCCGGAAAAGGAAACCUGAGAUGCAGCAACGCACCCGAUUGGCCCACGAGGUACUGUGCACCCUAAUGGCAGAGGUCACAGCCAUUAUAAACGCACAAUCAUUCCUACCUGUGUCUUCUGACCCAGAAAACCCCUUUAUACUUUCGCCAUCAACGCUCCUUACGCAGAAGGCAGGAGCACCUCCUCCACCAGGAGACUUCUCAGACAAGGAUUUGUACACAAAGCAAUGGAGACAAGUCCAGGCUCUGGCAAAUCAGUUCUGGCCUCGCUGGAGACAAAAAUAUCUACCUUUGUUGCAACAGAGACAAAAGUGGACAGAACCCCGAAGGAAUCUUCAAGUUGAAGACUUAGUCCUGCUCAGGGACAAGCAAGUCGCUCGCAACAGCUGGCCAACGGCCAGAAUCACUGCUACAUUCCCUAGCGGGGAUGGACAUGUCAGGAAGAUCGAAUUGAAGACUACCGACCAAGGCGAUGUGAAAAUUUACCAAGGGCCGGUUACAGAAGUUAUUCUACUUCUACCCAAUGACUGAUUAAGAGACUAAGUUUCGUACUCUGCUCAUUGUGACCUUACGAAGGUCAAGCGGGGAGUGUGCUGUCUUUACGACAGUUAUUUAGUUUAUAAUAUUUUCGCUUAGUAAUUCAUUCAAUAGUAUUUUCUAGUUAGAAUUAGAAGUGUUUAAAGUGUAUUCAUUGCAUGUAAAAUAUAUCGGCAUGCGAUGACGUCACAUCCGGUUUCGCCGCGUCUUGUGGGAAAACACCGGUUUGAAAUUAGCGCGAGGGUGGGGGCUUUCCACGAGGCUCACCUGAGCAGAAGCAGUUUUGCAGGCAUGAGAAAUCACAGUGAGAGCAACGCUUUUUCACCAUAUGUUAAUGUGAAGAGUGAACAGUAAAUGGUUAAUCUUACUGCGAUCUGGUUCUUAUUAACUGGUUUAUCUCGACGUUAAAUUCGGCGUUCGUUACACCCGAAGGAGAACGUUACACCCUCUGUCCUGGGCAAAUGAAAAGGUUGAUCAGCCCAAUGGCUUCCACCUUCUCCACACGACUUUGUACAUCUGCUAGACCUCAUUCCUCUCCCAGUGAUGAGGUCUUUGAAGCUUCUGUAGUUCUGGGUUUUUAUGAGAUGGGUUCCUAGCCCCAUGCCUGACCCUCC
Messenger RNA from Hypanus sabinus (Atlantic stingray), 1984 nucleotides. RefSeq lists its product as uncharacterized. NCBI's taxonomy places the organism in Eukaryota, Metazoa, Chordata, Chondrichthyes, Myliobatiformes, Dasyatidae. The record is from RefSeq and is a predicted model, not a curated record. The transcript has 2 exons. The coding region runs from base 150 to 1364 and encodes 404 amino acids.